Bactrocera latifrons is the source of this 1940-nucleotide messenger RNA. RefSeq names its product facilitated trehalose transporter Tret1. Gene Ontology annotation, biological process: transmembrane transport; carbohydrate transport. Gene Ontology annotation, cellular component: membrane. Gene Ontology annotation, molecular function: sugar transmembrane transporter activity. The transcript has 8 exons. NCBI's taxonomy places the organism in Eukaryota, Metazoa, Arthropoda, Insecta, Diptera, Tephritidae. The record is from RefSeq and is a predicted model, not a curated record. Bases 356 to 1744 code for a protein of 462 amino acids.
CAAAAGAUCAUAGCUGGUCUGAAAAUAAGACCGUAAAACGACGCUACAUUCAAAGACAGCGCCUCACAGUUAGCUGACAGCUCGCCGAGUGCAGAUGGCAAUACAUUAGAAAUAGAAAAGCAAAUUUCGCAAAACGCACAGCAAGAAUAAGUACUCGUAAGCUGAUCGAAACCGAGCAAUGAGACAAGCUUUUAGCUGGGCGCUGAAAUUUAAAAUUCCGUUCAAAUACUUAACGAGUUGUGGAUUGAAGUUGAAAGUAGUGGAAAAUUUGUGUAUUUUGCUUCGAUCUUUUUGGGCAAGUGAAUGUGCGUUUGUCAGUUCAAGUUGGUGAGAAGAAAGUUACUCAGCGCCGAAGAUGACGGACGGAAAUCAAUCGAAAUACCAGUACUUGGUUGGAAUAUGUGCAAAUAUUAUGACGGUAUCAUAUGGCGGCUUCUGUGGCUGGGCAUCUGCCAGCUUCGUGGAACUGCAGUCCAAGGAUAGUCCGCUCGAGACUGGGCCUAUGUCGAGUUCGGACGUUGGUUGGGUGGGUUCUAUAAUUUGCGUCGGAGGUGUCCUAGGUACGAUAUUUUGGUCAUGGUUUGCCGAUCGUUAUGGGCGUAAAAAGUGCAUGCUGUUGGUGGCGUUACCUUCAUUGACCGGUUGGUGGAUUAUACCCUUUGCUACCACACCGACUCAUCUUUGCAUUGCACGUGUCUUCGGUGGUUUUGCUGGAGGUGGCAUAUUUACUGUUCUACCAAUCUAUACUGCCGAAUUGGCGCAAGAUCACGUUCGCGGUAUUUUGGGGACAGUUCUUAUGUUAACAUUUAACUUUGGCAUACUCAUUGCAUUCGUUUUGGGCAACUUCUUUACCUAUGAUAAGGUGGCUUGGAUCCUUUCAUCGCUGAGCAUUGUGUUUCUGCUAUGCUUUCCAUUUUUGAAAGAAACUCCUCAACACCUUUUAAAUAAAAAUAAAAUCAAGAAAGCUGAGAAAUCAUUGAAAUACUUUCGUAAUAUACGAGCAUUGUCACACGAGUGGCCUGAAGACUUCAAAUUUGAGCUGGAUAAACUGAAGGCAGAUGUUAAACAGAAUGAUGAGAAUGACGCAAGUAAUGCGUUAACCUGGAAGGACAUAAAUAAUSUAACAACACGUAAAGCCUUCCUGAUUGGUAUUGGCAUUAUGACUUUGAUGUCGUUUUCUGGUUGUUUUGCUAUGCUCAACUAUUCGGCGAACAUUUUUAAAGAGUCUGGUUCGAAUCUUUCGCCCACAUUGUCUGCAAUAAUUGUAGGCGUACUUCAAUGGGUCGGAUCCUAUAUGUCAACGCUUUUGGUGGAACGCGCAGGUAGGAAGUCCUUGCUGCUAAUUUCAACCACUGGCGUUGCGUUGGGCCACCUUAUAUUCGGUGUGUACUCUUACCUCGAUGUGCUUGGCUACGACGUUAGUGGGUUCUCUUGGUUGUCGGUCUUCAGCUUUUCAUUUACAAUAUUCAUAGCGAGCUUAGGCUUGCUGGGGCUGCCGUACUUGAUUAUAGCGGAAAUAAUGCCACCGAAACURCGCAGCAUGGGCUCCAUGAUCGGCAUGAUUCAGUUGUGGAUCACCACUUUAAUUAUACUAAAGUGUUUACCGUUAAUGAUCGAAGUGUUGGGAAUGCACGGAAUGGUCUUUGUAUUCGCCGGUGUAUGCAUUAUUGGCAUCAUAUGCAUCUAUCUGUUUAUACCCGAGACCAAAGGAAAAACCAUCGAGCAAAUCCUGGAGAGUUUAUAGUAUUAAUCCGACUGGGAAGAGUUACACUAGCGUAGUAGUAUAUUUUAUUUCUUAUUAAAUGAUGUUCCUAAGUUUUUAGUUUAAAUUUGAGUAAAGCUAUAUUUGGGCUUGUUUUGUCAAUGRACUAAUGUAGAUUUUAAGAUUAUUUGUUUUUGUUAUACAAUACAUAUAUUUCAAUAUACGAUAAUAGACUGGG